AUGUCUUCAGAGCCAGUGCCAGGUGCUGACCCUGGCAGGAGAGGCCUGAAGAAGCCACAUCCGUUCAGCAUCGAGGACAUCCUCUCCAGCCCCGUGGAGAAGAGCCCCCAGGUCUUGGUGCCACUGUGCCUACGGAGUAUCUUGGACUGCACACCCAGGCGGCUGUGUGAGCUGGAAACCAUCCCAGCUAGCUCCCUGCAGGAGGAGGAGGAGGAGGAGGAAGAGGAGGAAGAGCUGGAAGGGGCAGGCUGCAACUGCUGCUGCUGUUCUCACACGAGUGCCCGCUCCCUGCAAGACCUGCCGGGCUGGCUGGAUGCCCGGUUCUCCUGGCCCAUGCGGCUCUUCCACCCAGCGGUCAGGGUCUGUAAGAGCUCCCAGGAGAAGUCGAGCGAGCUGCAGACCUUCCAGCAGAUCCAGCGCCGCACACGCCGGCACCGCACCAUAUUCACCGAAGAGCAGCUGCAGGCGCUGGAGACGCUUUUCCACCAGAACCAGUACCCGGACGUCGUCACCCGCGAGCACCUGGCAAACCGCAUUCACCUGAAGGAAGAGAGGGUAGAGGUUUGGUUUAAAAAUCGUCGGGCGAAGUGGCGGCAUCAGAAGAGGGCGACUGCCUCAGCGCUGAUCCUCCAGGCCAAGCAGCCCCCCAAGGAGAGCUGUUAG
Messenger RNA from Cinclus cinclus, 663 nucleotides. RefSeq names its product goosecoid homeobox 2 (gene GSC2). Gene Ontology annotation, biological process: regulation of transcription by RNA polymerase II. NCBI's taxonomy places the organism in Eukaryota, Metazoa, Chordata, Aves, Passeriformes, Cinclidae. Gene Ontology annotation, cellular component: nucleus. Gene Ontology annotation, molecular function: DNA-binding transcription factor activity, RNA polymerase II-specific; RNA polymerase II cis-regulatory region sequence-specific DNA binding. Bases 1 to 663 code for a protein of 220 amino acids. The transcript is spliced from 3 exons. The record is from RefSeq and is a predicted model, not a curated record.